GCGGCAUGACGUCACGCACCCGCGGUAGCGCGGCCGCUUUUUCACCUCACACCGCCGAAGGGUAAAUGUUGAAGCUUUGGGCGCGCAAAACUAGAGAAGACCGUGACCCGUCAUAGAAGAGCUGGCAGGAGGCAUUUGUGUUCUCUGGCUCGCAUGCAGUUUCUUCUCGGCUUUUAUCUACUUGUGAAUAGACGCUGCGUCACAGGACAGCAAACUUCUCAAAUGCACCAUGAAUCUCUGAGGGGAGACUAAACCCAGCCUGCAUCCAGCUGCACUCGACACUGUUUCCUUCUGACAAACCUCUUAUGUUAGAUCAAUAUGACCAAAGAAGAGAUAUACAAUGAAGAAUAUGGUUAUGAUAGGAUGGCUACUUUAGAACUUGGAAUGCAAGAAGGUAGAAAGUAUCAUUCAGAUCUCCAAUCGUCAGAAGGGGUACACCCAUGUGUAAAGUAUAAGACCUGGAUGUUUUCACUCUUGAUUGGGAGUUGUCUUCUUGCUACAUCAGGAUUUUCACUUUACCUAGGAAACAUAUUCUCUUCAGAAAUGGACUACUUGAGAUGUGCUGCAGGGUCUUGCCUACCUUCUGCUGUUGUAAAUUUUGCAGUGCUGAAGAACAAAGACAAUGUUCUCUCGCAUUAUCAGAUUUUAUUUGUGUCCACAUUUUCAAUCACUACCACCUGUCUGAUAUGGUUUGGAUGUAAACUUGCCAUUAAUCCAACGGCAAUAAAUAUAAAUUUCAAUUUGAUUCUGCUGAUUCUCAUGGAAAUUUUUAUGGCAACAACAGUAAUAGUUUCUGCAAGAUCAAGUGUAGACUGUUGCCCAGAAAAAAGAGGCAUCACCUGUGGAAGUUCAAGCAAUUUACAUAAUGUCCAGUUCCCUUCCCGAACAAUUAAGACCUACUCUAUUGUUGAAGUAGUUGUUGGGAUUUCUGCUGUAUUUGGAGGUGUUAUUGCAUUACACAUUGAUGCUCUAACGUCUGGUCCUUAUUUAUAUGUUUCCAUUUUUUGGGUGCUAGCAGCUUGUUUUCCUAGUGCUAUUACCAGUCAUGUUGCAGCAGAGUAUCCAAGCAAAUGUUUGGUUGAAGUUGUGAUUGCCACUACCAGUGUUACAUCGCCAGUAUUAUUUUCUACAUCUGCCUAUCUAUCUGUCAAUAUUGUGAGAACAAUACAUUUUUUUAAAACGUACCCACCUGCUGUUAAUCAUUUUCAUGAGGUUUUGCUCUUACUCCUCAUGCUGAUCCUACUGAUACAGGCUGUGCUCACGAAUGUCACCAUCAUUCAGUGUGUACAUUACAAAUCGCAAAUGAGAUUGCAGGAUUCAUUGUGGAAUGUGUCACACUUGAACAAGUCUGAUUACAGGAGUAAUGAAGACAGCAGAGACAUACAAGGCUGAUAAUCCAGGAGAUUUGAGUGGCUACUUAAAUGAUUUCCAGAAAUUCACUGAGAAACUUUGACAAAGAAAAGGCAUGGAAAGCAGUUAUGGUACAGAUGAGCCAGUAGCCCUGUUUUUGCUCCAGAUUCUGUGCAGUUACUAGUUAGUAUUUCACUGAUCGUAUUUCUAGCUGACAAGUAUUUUUGUACAAUGAGGCCUAGUGACUCCUUGAACUAGCUCUACAGAGCCCAUUAUGACUGCACAUUAGUGUGACUGUAUAGUUUUUCUAUUGUCUUAGAAACAUCUAGUUCUGGUUUGUAAUUCUGUAGUCAAAUACAUUUCAGCCCAAGCCAAAUAACCUACAAGAAACAUCUCAAUAAAUCUUUAGCAUUUUUCCCUUAAUGUAUUUAUUGUCUUCUAUGAAUUUUAAAUGCAAUAAAUAAAUGCAUUAUAAAAUGUA
Molecule: messenger RNA, 1831 nt
Organism: Hyla sarda
Lineage: Eukaryota; Metazoa; Chordata; Amphibia; Anura; Hylidae
Gene: MLC1
Product: modulator of VRAC current 1
Exons: 14
Coding region: 319-1392 (357 amino acids)
Biological process (GO): regulation of response to osmotic stress
Cellular component (GO): cytoplasmic vesicle; plasma membrane; endoplasmic reticulum
Source: RefSeq, a predicted model, not a curated record